GAGAGAGAGAGAGAAAAUCAACGACUAACAAAAAGAAAUAAGUCCACGCAAACAUACGAAAGCAACCUCCGGGUUCGUAAAACUCCCCAAAUUAAACAAAUCCACAAUCGGAACUCAGUCACUCGGGCAAGUACAGUGGGAGACAAUGGCCGGAAGAAACCAUUUCCCACCGGAGGGCCGACGAGUCUCUCUGUCCCGAGUCCCUCUCUCCCAUUCCAACUACACAAUCGGCGAUUCUCGAAUCCUCCUCCACGACCACCACCACCGCACUUCGUACCAAUCCUCUUCUCAAGCCCUCGAAGACCGCAUCAAUAUCCAGCACCGUGAGAUCCAAUCCCUCCUCGUUGACAACCAACGCCUCGCUGCCACCCACGUGGCGCUCAAACAAGAGCUCGCCGCGUCUCAGCAGGAGCUUCGCACCUUAUCUGUGGAUUCAGCGAAUGCCAAGGUCGAGUUGGACGCUCAGGUGCGGGAGGUCUACGAGAGGUCGCUCAAGAUGGAUGCUGAGGUGCGUGCAAUUGACGCGAUGAGCGAUGAGCUGGCUCAGGUGCACUUGGACAUACAGAAGCUCGGCGCGUCGCGGAAGGAGCUCACGGCUCAGUUGCGGGCAAUCGAAGAUGACCUUGAGAGUGCUCUAUCGGAAUCCAAUCAAAUGGCCGUGAUCAAAGCCGAGAUUGACACUCUGCAGACGGAGAUUCAGAAAGGAAGGGCUGCAAUUGAACAUGAGAAGAAAACCCGCGUUAGUAACCUUGAGCAAAGACAAGCAAUGGAGAAAAAUAUGGUCUCCAUGGCUCGUACACUGGAAAAACUACAUGCUGAGCUGGCUAAUGCAGAGAAGCGAGCUAGGGCUGCAGCAGCAGCAAACCCAAAUCCUGGUCAUGCUGCAACUUAUGGGAAUUCUGAUAUGGGAUACAGAGGACAUUCCUACCCCAAACCCUAUGGCAUGCAUCAACCAUCAGGUCCAGGAUGGUGAUGAAGCUAGUGUAUAUAUGAAUUUGGAACAACAACACAUGGUCCUAAGACAUGCAACAAAGGCAUGUACAUACAUCAGACUAGGGCAGGUCUUAAAAGUUCAAACAGCCAAAAUCUUUGUUUCGUUGAUGAUAUAUAUUGCCUUUUCUAUUCUUUGAAUUUUGACAUCCCAAAACAUUUUCUCACCAAUUACGACUAUUGAUGAGUAGAUAGUUGAUGAAUGAACAUGCAUGCGAAAUUAAAUGGUUGAUUGAUUU
This is a messenger RNA of Ziziphus jujuba (common jujube), 1229 nucleotides long. Its product is annotated as protein FLC EXPRESSOR. The transcript has 4 exons. NCBI's taxonomy places the organism in Eukaryota, Viridiplantae, Streptophyta, Magnoliopsida, Rosales, Rhamnaceae. The coding region runs from base 146 to 973 and encodes 275 amino acids. The record is from RefSeq and is a predicted model, not a curated record.